CCUGACGUUUUUUAUAGAAUUUUUCAUUGAAGGAAGAUAUUACCGUUGUAGAUAUAAAAAGAUGCCUAAUUUUUCACCCAGAUCAAUUUUAGAGGACCUCAAUAUGGACGACGAGUUCAUGGAGGUGUUUGAUAGAUAUAAAGAAAGAGAAUUGGAUCCAGCAGAAAUGGAUCUGAAGAUACAAGCAGAUAGGGUCAUUUAUGUGAUCAAUAGAUGUUUAGCAAAACUCUAUAUAUUGGCCCAUCUUCCGUUUCUACUGAAAAAUGAUGCCGAAUUGCUCCGGAAAUAUAUGAAACCUAUGGAAGUGCUGUUUGUGUUGGAACUUCUCAAUAGCUGGGGCACGAAUUUCAACACAAGUAGAUAUGAAAAGACGUUUGAAUAUUAUGAAUAUCUCAAAGAAAUUGAUCCGAAAAAUGGAAACUACAUACCAUUGAGCACUAAACAAUCAGAUACUACAUUGAGACCAUCAGCAGCGCCCAAAGACGCUUUCGAAGCGACUGAUCCAUAUAUUGCCAACAUGAUCGAUUUGCUAUUUUAUAACAAAUGCCUGCAACCUGUUAUCAAGACUGCUAAGAACCCCAGAGUGGAUAGAAAUAUCAUGAGUAUUAUCAAACAGUUCCAAGAAUUGAGAGAAAUUGCGAAGAAAACGCUUUACGUUACGGGAGAUGAAGAAGAAGCAUUAGAUAAAGAAUUGAGAAGGGCUUUCAAAUCGAACGAUUUAUUGACAGCAAUUAUUGAUGAUUUGAAGGAAGAGUUGGAAAAACAAAGAAAGGAACUUGGAGAUCAACUCAACGAGAAAGUGAAGAUUUUCGAAAUGUACCACGAGAAGAUGGAAAAUAUUAAAGAAGAUUUUCAGCAACAGUAUUCCAAUAUUCUACACGAAUCUGAGAAAAUAAUGAUGCAUAAGAGCAAUGAAAGCGAAAUCAGGCAAGCGGAGCUAGCAGAGGAUGCCAAAAAACUCAUCGCCCAGUACGAGACUCUUUUAGAUGAUCAUCUGAACCAAGAAAAAAUUUCGAGGUCUAAGAGAUUCAAGGCUGAAACACAGCUGCAGAAUUGGCUGACAAAAUUCGAUCAAGAUAUCGGGGAUAAGCAAGGGCAAUACGAAAAACUGAAACAAGAAUAUGAUGAGAAAAAAGCCGAGACUGAAAAAUUAGAAGAGCUCUUAGAGGAACAAGAAGACGAAUAUAUCAGUCUCAUGGAGGAGAAAAGAAUGGAAGAGGAAAGAAUUUAUAACGAAAUGGCUUAUCAUUUACUAAUAAAUCGCGCUGCUAGAAAAAUUCAGAGAUACUGGAGAGCAUAUCGAGAACGACGAGCUAAAAGGAAAGGCAAAAAAGGAAAAGGAGGAAAGAAGAGCGGAUUUGAAUUUAAAGCUCCCCGAAUAAUUGUCACUCGAACUAGUGAUCCAAAUGUUGCUCUUGGAACAGACAAAAAGAUCAAACAGCACGUUUUCGAAAGUUUGUCGAAUCCUAAUUUCGAAGUAUUCACGAAAAAGGAAUCUACACCAAUUUUCUAGAAUUCACCGAGUUCCCUAAAUUCCAAAUUAUAGCUCUGGAUAUUGAAGUAUUCGAAUAUUCAUUGUAUAAUAAUGGUAUAUCUUCCUUUUCAUCGUACCUUUAUAUAAAAAAUAUUG
Molecule: messenger RNA, 1630 nt
Organism: Phaedon cochleariae (mustard beetle)
Lineage: Eukaryota; Metazoa; Arthropoda; Insecta; Coleoptera; Chrysomelidae
Source: the annotation of a GenBank genome assembly